Messenger RNA from Eremomyces bilateralis CBS 781.70, 901 nucleotides. RefSeq lists its product as uncharacterized. The transcript has a single exon. The coding region runs from base 134 to 526 and encodes 130 amino acids. The record is from RefSeq and is a predicted model, not a curated record. Lineage: Eukaryota; Fungi; Ascomycota; Dothideomycetes; Eremomycetales; Eremomycetaceae.
CAGGGGUUGGCACAACGGGCAGAAGGGCUGUGGUAUACGUCGGAGGCGGACGAGCCGUGGGAGGUGGUGGCAUUGGUGUGGGAUGGGAAGGGGGGGUUGGAUGAAGGUGGGUGACGUGAUUUGAUGCCUUGCGAUGCUACUAUUACUUAUACUGCCCUUUGCUCUGGGAGAUACCCCUACUUCGCAUGGGUGGUUCGAUCGAUCACUCUACUCUCCUCGUUUCUACCCGUCUCCCCAGCAUCCUCUCAUCCCUCUUCCAAACCUCACUAAUCCCAUCCUAGCCUCCUUCGCCACCCUCAUCGACAACCCCACCACCACUGCCCUUACGCGCGCCGAAUUCGACCCCACGAACCAGUACGCGCCGGUGUUCGACGCGGUGCAGCAAGCGGCCGGCAGCGGAGCAGAGAUCAAGAUCUUUCGGGCAGAGAUGGAUGCGGGAGGGAGGAGGGCGGAGUAUUUUGUGGUAGGGUGGGAUGGGGAGGGUGGGAAGGUGGUGGGGUUGAGGGCGGUGGGGGUUGAGACAUAAGGGGAUGGGGUUGGUGUGUAUACUGCUGGUUAACUCAACUGUGGUAUGUGGCGGAUCUAUUAUGAUUGUUCGUGUGGUCACUGGACGUCCUCGUUAUCGCUGGGUGGAUGAAGUGCAAUGUAUACUGUGCACAGCAUUCUUGCGAAAUGAUGCCAAGACUUUGGAUGCCGUGUCACGUGUGCGGGACCAUCCAGGUAACCAGGGGUCAAGGGAUCCUCCCGUCCGUAUUCGCAAUUCGCUCUGCAGGUGCCAGGUUCAGGCUCUGCUGUAUACGAGGUAUACCAUCAUCGUAGAUAUCCCGAGUCUGUAGAUAUAUCGAUCAUGUCGGAAUUUGAAUGAAUGAGAGACCCAGCGGUUUUAAAGACGAACGGUCAU